This is a messenger RNA of Bursaphelenchus xylophilus (pine wood nematode), 5267 nucleotides long. NCBI's taxonomy places the organism in Eukaryota, Metazoa, Nematoda, Chromadorea, Rhabditida, Aphelenchoididae. The record is from the annotation of a GenBank genome assembly.
AUGAACGAAGUGGCACUCCGAGCACUGCUAAACUCGCUGUUGACAUGCAGCGCGCUCUUCGAUGGUCAAAUGCCGAACUUGGCCGAGUUCAAGGUGUUCGAGUACGAAGGCGGGGGAAUCCGAAUGAAAACCUUGCACUGGAACGGGUCCUUUGCUUCGUAAGUUGGGGACUGCAAUUUUUGUGUUAUUUUCAUAAAGUGUGUAGACUUGCCCUUUUAUAGAAAGCGUUUCUUGGCGAAAAACUCCCUGUUGCACAGUGUAAGCCGCUUUUUCGGCAAAAAGGCUGAUUUUUAAUGCCUCUCUUUUAGAAGCCAGAUCCACAUCAGCGACACAAUAGAGGGCGCUAAUCUGCAGAUGGUUGUGAGUGGAGAAAAGAUUGAACUGGGUGGUCAGGUCACGGUCAAAAUUCGUGGUGGAUAUCUGGAGUAAGCUGCAUCUUCAAUUUAUAAGUGACGUAUUUUAGUCAUUGCCCCGUUGCCGGCGACACAAGUGCAGUCCGCAUAGUUAUCGAAAAAAGGCUAUGCAGUAGCACUUUCUUUGUUUACCGAAUCAAAGACCGGCUCUAUGCAAUUGGAUGGAACAAUUUCAUGGCUUCCCACAUUAUCAGUCUAGAUGGAAACGUCAUUGAACAUGGAACAACAUCUGUAAAGGGGAAGGAAAAUUUUGGUGUGAAUCAAACCAAAGGCACCUUUGUGUACAAAGACGGCUCAACGUGUCGAGAAGUCACCGUCGGUUCUCUGUCUUCAUCCUGGGAAUCCCGUUCAUGCGACGGCGAGAAGAUUACUCUGGUUCCCAAUGAAACAUCCGGAUGGCAUCACGUCGUAAGUUUUGGUCAAACAGUCGUUUUUUGGAACGUGAUGAUUUCAGCAGUACCUCCAAACCGUCCACGACUGCGAAUUGAACCGGACCAUUCCCCGAGACGAGCUCAAAAAUGUCUAUGCCCGGUUCCUGUAUAGGUAAGUGGAAGAAUAACAUUGUUUUGAUUGGUCUUUAGACCCCCGCCACCAAAGGCCCGCAGAAGAGGUCUGCUGACGGAGAGGGGAAAGGUGCUCGUCGGCCUCUCCGCCGGGUUCCUUGGAGUUGUUCUCAUCGCGUUUGUUGCUUCCGCCCCGUUCUGGGUAAGUUGUGGCUGAUGGGAUGUUUUCCGGCCUUGUUUCAGUGUGGGACCUGAUCCAGUGGCAAAAAAUGUACCAUUUUGCAUGCGGGAAGUCUCAAAAAUGUGGUAAAAUACCUCCCUCUCCAAGUGGAAAAAACUCCAAUUUCAAAAGCACGCCCACUCUUUUUGCGAGGCCCUUCAAAACAAAGUUUUUUCUCCUGUUGAGGGAAGCAUUUCGCCAGAUUUUUGAGACUUUCCGGAUGCAAAAUGGUACGUUUUUUGCCACUGGAUCAGGUCCCCCACUGUAUCCACCGUUUUCGCAGCCUGUUCGAAAUAUAACGUUGUGUUUUUUCAGUACAAAUGGUCGCCAUGGGGAGGCGCUUGGAGAAGAGGAAAGAAGCCCGUGCCAAAUACCGACCUCCAAGUAAGUUGUUUACUUUUGUGGAGUUUUGCGACUUUGUUUUCAAAGUCUAUGCUGUCUACUUUCAGUCGCCGUCUGAGGACUUACCGCGCGACUCGUACGGGUAAGAUUUGCAUUUUUUUUUGAUUUUACAAAGCUCAAAAGGCCAAUGAAAUGAGGCCCCUAGAAAAAGAACGAAGAGGCCCCCAAAAAUGAGAAAAAAAUUUCAAAACGAAAAAGUAGGAUGUAAGGCAUGUUAUACGAUGCAAAAUUUUUUAAUUUUACUUUUGUUGAUUGUAGUAAAUUGAAGUAAUCAGGUGAUUACAGUUUUGUGCAGGUUACGUGCUAUGCAUGUCUCGCUGUUUUUUUUCCAUUUUGCAUUUUUUCUCAUUGUAUAAAAUAUCAUUUGGAAAUAUUUUUUGAUUUUUUAAUGGGGGCAUCUUCGUUCAAAGGCGUCUUCGAUCGGAGCCUCUUCGUUUUUGGGGCCAGACAUGACUACUUCGGGGCCCUGGAAAAGUAGGCCCGGCCUGUUUUCUGCCAUGUCUGGCCCCCUCCGUAUUUUUGGGUCUUCUUCGUUCUGAGGGCCUCUACGCCUUGGGAGCCUUUUCUGUCUCAAUCGCGCAGUGCGAAAAGUUUUCUUUUGCACUUUUUGGCAUAUUCGACUGUACAGGGUGUACCAAUUUUUGGCCCCGAUUUGAAUUGGCUAUAACUUCUUUAAUUUUGGGCCAAAUUAAAAAAAAUCUUUUUCCUGAAUCCUCAGACGUCCCCCUUUUGUUUAAAACCAAAUGUGAUGUACAAAGGUAAGUCGAACAUACAGUUAUCGGCUGUUAUGUUUGGUUUCAUUUUUCGUUUGUAUUUUCGGUGGUUUUCGCGGUCUCUUCGGUCUGUGGAGUACAGCGUUGAAGAAAAAUCUUGGUCUGUCGUUUAGUAUGGAAAAUAUGGUUCUCCAACUGUUGUUCAAAGGGAGUAUCGGAAUAGGUAUGGACGAAACGCCCAACUUCCGGACCGUAAAACAAUUUCACGUUGGUGGAAACUGGAAGUGUGAACAAGAAACGGAAAGUCGGAAAAAAUGGGUACGAACGGAUCUGAAAGUUGAAGAAGUUUUGGCGAAAUUUUUUCCGACUUUUCUGUUUCUUGUUCACACUUCCAGUUUCCAGGAACCUCUUCCCCCAACGUGAAAUUGUUCUACGGUCCGGAAGUUGGGCGUUUCGUCCGUAUCUAUUCCGAACAACAGUUGGAGAACCACAUUUUCCAUACUAAACGACAGACCAAGGUUUUUCUUCAACGCUGUACUCCACAGACCGAAAAGACCGCGAAAACGACCGAAAAUACAACCAAAAAAUGAAACCAAACGUAAGAGCCGAUAACUGUAUGUUCCACUUACCUUUGUAUAUCAUAUUUGGUUUUAAACAAUAGGGGGACGUCUGAGGAUUCAGGAAAAAAGAAUUUUAAAAUUUGGCCCAAAAUUGAAGUUAUAGUCAAUUAAAAACGGGGCCGCAAAAUUGGUACACCCUGUAUUAUAUUUUCAGCAACGUUGACUGCAACUUGAGGAUGCGGAAACCUCAACACGAGACGCCGAAGGUCCUGGACUUGAAAGACAGCUUUAAAGACGAAGAUUUGGGAUUGCUGCUUCCGCAAACCAUCUUCGGCGGGGCUACCUAUCGCCAUGUUGCGAAGCUGAGUCACGGCAGAAUGAGCGUCGUCCACAAAUACAGGAUGAAUGACGAAGCGUUUGUCGCCAUCAAGCUCAUUGUCGUCAGGGACGAGAUGGAAAUGGAGCGGGCCAAACAGGAGGUAGCACUGCUCGAAUUCUUUAGGGACUGCAGGAAGGCUCACCCGAAGUGAGUUUGUGCAGAUUUUUUGAGUUAUGUUUCCAGCCAGCUCUCGAUACAUCGUUGUAUGCUUUGGGGGAGGGAAAAUGUAUUUGACAUAGAAAUAAAAAUGCCUUUUCCUAGAAAACUUUUUACAAGGAAGGCAGUUAUACGGGGUAUGGAGUUACAGGAUGAGGCAUGUCAAAAAAUUCGCAAAAUUUUCCUGAUUCAGAAUAUCUAAAAAUUAGCUGCCUAAUUUUGUUUGUGAGGGCGAAAAAAUCCUCACAUCAGAACUUUUCUCUCAACACCAUGCCUUUUUCAUUAAUCAAAUUUGAUAUUUUAAAGCUUGUCAAGAUGCCAGGGUUUAGCUCAAAACAAAGCUUUUGAUUUGGUAAAAACGUGGUCAAUAAGGCAUUUACGUGGUCUUGCGAGAAAACUUCUGAGGACAAAAACAUGUCAUUAGACCAAAAUUGGGCAGUUAAUUUUUGCACAUUCUGAAUCAGAAAAAUUGUGAGAAUUUUGAUAUGUCUUGUAACUCCAUGCUCCAUAGAAAUACUUUCCUUGUUAGAAAAGAAUCGUUUUUUCCAAAAAAGUGAAAUUCUUAGUAAACAUGGGUAUGAAGUUACUGCAAGAAAUACGACCAACGCGUUUUUUAAAUUCCUCUUUUUUUCAGAGAUUACGAAGAUUGGCACCUUGUAGGGGCAGGCGAUUGGGGCCACUAUCCGAAUCUUUACUUUUACGUCAUGCCUCUCUACGAACGCAGUAUUCAGGACGUGUUGAACGACCUUCCAAACGCAAAAUAUGGCCAGAAGCUGAACGUUUGUUAUCAAAUGCUGCAGGGAAUCCUGGAGUUGCAGCGUUUGGGAUACGCGCAUGGUGACCUGAAGCCCGCAAAUUACAUGCAGAAGAAGUUGGAUGAAAUCAAGGUGAGUUUGGUGGGGGAAUUGAAGUGGUGCAAGAUAGUAACAAUCAUUUAUUAUUAUUUUUUUGCACCAUGCGGACAAAAGUUUAAAAUUUCCCGUCGCACUGCACGUCAAACUGAGAUAAGCUAAAACAGUCCGGUGAACGGAUUGGCAAUUUGCCAAAAAAAGACGCGAAAAACCGUUUUGUCGGGGAAGAAAUGGGGAAUUUUUGGGGCGAGGGAGUACGCUUUUGCGUGUCUUUUUUUCUCUCUUUCUCUGGAAAUCAAGACGAAAUGUAAAAAACCGAUAGCGAAGGGUCUAUUCCGGUCACCGGACUCCUCAGUUUGACGUGCACUGUGCAAAAAAUCAAGAUGCACAGUGCAUUGAGACUUUUCGCGCCGUGGAAUUUCAAUUUUUCUGUUUUGGUCUUUUUUGCACGGUGCAGUGUUGUCGUUUUCCUUGUUACCCGAAAUUGCCUCGUUUUGUCCCGAAAACAAGAGAAUGCCCAAUUUUUUCAGCUUUACAUCGUGGGCUUUGGGUUUGUGCAGAAAUUUGGAGCGAAGCGUCCCGCCGGCUGUGGCACCCUCGAGUACAUGUCGCUGCCCGCCUUGCGUGGCCAGGAGGUGAGCAUGGUGGACGACAUGCAGUCCUGGUUCCACUGCUGUGUGGUGGUCCUGACGGGCGAGUUCGCCUAUUCUCGGCCAACCCCUGACGAAACCGAAGGCCUGGUCGAGUUGUAUUUGAAGGCUCAGACCGAGGACGUUCCACAGUUCCCUUCAAAGGAUGGCGAAAUCAUCGCAAAGCUCAGGGCCUUGAUCUGGGACAAGCCCCCGGGCAAUACGAUCGAUAUGGCCGCGGUUUCGAAGACUCUGGAUGAGGUGAGGCUUUAUUUUUAUUUAACUUUUAUAAAAAAGGAAUUUUAUUUUUAUUUUCAGUUCCGAGUCAAGUUCGAGUUCAAGUACACGGAUCCCUGGUGGGAUUCUCUCCCCGUGGAGAAACCAUCCAGCACCAAAUCCCGCAAGCAGGCUGAAACCACCCAAAAGUCCAAGAAACCAUAG